Lathyrus oleraceus (garden pea) is the source of this 543-nucleotide messenger RNA. RefSeq lists its product as uncharacterized. Bases 1 to 312 code for a protein of 103 amino acids. The record is from RefSeq and is a predicted model, not a curated record. The transcript has 4 exons. NCBI's taxonomy places the organism in Eukaryota, Viridiplantae, Streptophyta, Magnoliopsida, Fabales, Fabaceae.
AUGAUUACAAGUGUUGAUACCUUUUUUGUGCUUGAGAAGUGGUUCACUUUGUCAACUAUGCUUGAUUGGCUUAGAAAGCGAAAUCAAUGCUUCAAUUCAAGCUUCAGCAGAUACGAGCUCAAAAACAACAACGAAUUAUGGAAGAAAGCGAAAACUCACCGAUUUCGACACGACGGCGAAAACAGGCAUUUAGGACUAAGGUGCCUUGAUUUGUUGCUGAAGGCAUUAUUGAUCCAUGAGGCUUGCUACAUUAUGCUAAAAUCCAUGGUAUUCAUGUUCCUGCUCGUGGAUUUGAUCCAAUGCUUGAUUUAAGGCAUUGCCCGAGUUGGACAAGGAUGCAACAUGAGAUCAUUAAGAUGACCAAGGCUCUCUCCAUUUUUUAACUCAACCCAAAGCACCAAGACAUGUGAUUAAGAUGGGGAAAAAUAUAUUAGUGUAAUGCAUGAUGUAAUGCUUGUACCUAAACCCUCAUUUGGGUCAUUCAAAAUGUAAUACAUAAAAAAUGUAAUUGAUUUUAAAAUGGUGAAUCCAAAUUUAAUUCAA